GCCGCCGUCGGUCUCCUUCGCCCCUCUCGCUCGAGCAGGAGUCUCCGGGACCCAGCACCCCUGGAAUUACAAAGCGCCGGCCGCCGCCGCCAUGAGCACGACCGCAAGCAGCAAGAGCUCGUACCGCAGGAUGUUCGGGGGCGGCAGCCGCCCCAGCACCUCGGGGAGCCGCUACAUCACCUCCUCCAGCCGCUACUCGCUGGGCAGCGCCAUCCGCCCCGGCAGCAGCCGCCUGGUCUCCUCCUCGCCCGGCGGCGGCUAUGCCACCAAGUCCUCGGCCCUGCGGCUGCGGAGCAGCCUGCCCCCCGCGCGGCUCGUGCACGACACCGUGGACUUCUCGCUGGCCGAUGCCAUCAACACGGAGUUCAAGGCCAACCGCACCAACGAGAAGGUGGAGCUGCAGGAGCUGAACGACCGCUUCGCCAACUACAUCGACACGGUGCGCUUCCUGGAGCAGCAGAACAAGAUCCUGCUGGCCGAGCUGGAGCAGCUCAAGGGCAAGGGCACCUCCCGCCUGGGGGACCUCUAUGAGGAGGAGAUGCGGGCGCUCCGCCGGCAGGUGGACCAGCUCACCAACGACAAAGCCAGGGUGGAGGUGGAGAGGGACAACCUGGCCGACGACAUCCUGCGGCUCAGGGAGAAGUUGCAAGAAGAGAUGAUUCAGCGAGAAGAAGCUGAAAACACCCUGCAAUCUUUCAGACAGGAUGUUGACAAUGCCUCUCUGGCACGUCUUGAUCUUGAGCGCAAAGUUGAGUCCUUGCAAGAAGAGAUUGUCUUCUUGAAGAAGCUUCAUGAUGAGGAAAUCCGGGAACUGCAGGCCCAGAUUCAGGAACAACACAUCCAAAUUGAUGUAGACGUUGCUAAACCAGAUCUCACUGCUGCCCUGCGUGAUGUCCGUCAGCAGUAUGAAAGUGUUGCUGCUAAGAAUCUUCAGGAAGCUGAAGAAUGGUACAAGUCCAAGUUUGCAGACCUCUCUGAAGCUGCUACUAGGAACAAUGAUGCCCUCCGUCAGGCCAAACAGGAAGCUAAUGAGUACCGCAGACAAAUACAGUCCCUCACCUGUGAAGUUGAUGCACUUAAAGGAACUAAUGAGUCCCUGGAGCGCCAGAUGCGUGAAUUGGAGGACAACUUUGCUGUUGAAGCUGCUAACUACCAAGAUACUAUUACCCGUCUGCAGGAAGAAAUUCAAAACAUGAAGGAAGAAAUGGCUCGCCAUCUUCAUGAGUACCAAGAACUGCUGAAUGUCAAGAUGGCUCUUGAUAUUGAGAUUGCUACCUAUAGAAAACUGUUGGAGGGAGAGGAGAGCAGAAUUACCAUGCCUAUUCCAACUUUUGCUUCCCUGAACCUGAGGGAAACCAACAUUGAUUCCCACCCUAUGGUUGACACCCACUCAAAGAGGACACUCUUAAUUAAGACUGUUGAAACCAGAAAUGGAGAGGUUAUCAAUGAAACUUCCCAGCAUCACGAUGAUCUGGAGUGAAAACCCUAGAGAAACUGCACCUUUCUCACUUGUGCAGUGAAAAGAUUCUUACCAGCAAAAUUUAAAGUCCCUGUCUUAAAGGAAGAAACAGCUUAAGUGCCUUUCUGCAGUUUUUCCAAAAGCGCAAGAUUAUUAUGCUAGAGAAUAGGUAUUAGAUCUUGCAAACUGACUCUCCCUGAAGGUUUAGAUUUGACAAUGGAGUCUAGUUUACAGAUAGCAAUAUCUUGUGCUACAAUACUGUUUAAGUUUCUGAAUUCAAUAACUGCUUUUUCCAGCACAGUAUGAACAAUUUCACUGCUUCAAUAAAUAUUUGGAAAAUGG
This is a messenger RNA of Caretta caretta (loggerhead turtle), 1801 nucleotides long. RefSeq names its product vimentin (gene VIM). Gene Ontology annotation, molecular function: structural constituent of cytoskeleton. Gene Ontology annotation, biological process: intermediate filament organization. The record is from RefSeq and is a predicted model, not a curated record. Gene Ontology annotation, cellular component: intermediate filament; axon; cytoplasm. NCBI's taxonomy places the organism in Eukaryota, Metazoa, Chordata, Testudines, Cheloniidae.